Molecule: messenger RNA, 3288 nt
Organism: Haliotis rufescens (red abalone)
Lineage: Eukaryota; Metazoa; Mollusca; Gastropoda; Lepetellida; Haliotidae
Exons: 2
Coding region: 1-3288 (1095 amino acids)
Source: RefSeq, a predicted model, not a curated record
AUGCACAGUUACAAUGAGGGAGAAACCUCCGCUAAAGUUGCAGACAGCAGGACUUCGCUGAGGAAGCAUGAAGGGGAGAGAAACGUUACUGCUCUGUCGGCGUCACAUCAUGAAGAGAAGCCAAUAACGAUGUCAGCUUGCACACAGAUAUGUGAUAAUUUGGUUGGCGGCAAGUCAUGUGCCAAGACUCUGCUAGUCAAGGUAUUUCCAAAAGGAUGUCCAGAACAGUACUUAUUCUCAUAUGCUGUUAUCGAUGAUCAGAGCAACCGGUCACUUGCGAAAAGUGAGUUCUUUGAUAAUUUUCAUGAAGAUGGAGAUGAAGUUGAAUACACACUUUCAUCUUGUGCUGGUUGUGUGACAAUGUCUGGCCGACGAGCAUCAGGAUAUGUCAUUCAAGCCUUAGACGGGUCCUCGUCAUUACAUUUACCUACCUUGAUAGAGUGUAAUGAGAUUCCAAAUGUGCGAGAGGAGAUCCCUACUCCAGAAACAGCUAUUCAUCAUCCUCACUUAAGGGACAUUGCUGAGUACAUCCCACCUAUUGAUUCAGGUGCAGACAUUCUGUUGCUCAUAGGACGUGACCUGCUUUCAGCUCAUCAUGUACUUGAUCAGCGCAUUGGACUGCCUGAUGCACCGUAUGCCCAGAAGUUGCACCUUGGCUGGGCAAUAAUUGGGGAAGUCUGUCUCGGGCAGGUACACAAACCGGAUGUGGUAAUAGUUAACAAGACUCACAUGCUCAGGGAUGGUCGAACGACAAUCAUGGAGCCCUGUCCUAAUAAUUUUGAAGUCAAAGAGAGAAAUGACUUUGGGGAGAGUGUCUUUCAGAAAACAAGACUUGACGAAACGCAGACUUUGUCUAUUGAAGACAAGCAAUUCCUGAGGAUUAUGGAUGCCGAAUUCUCAAAGGAUAGUGAUGGCUGUUGGACUGCUCCACUACCAUUUCGACAAGAUCGUGCCAGGCUGCCAUGCAACAAAUUCCAUGCCAUUCAUCGAGCAAAACUAUUGGACUCCAGCAUGCACAAAGAUCCAACAAAGCGAGACAAGGGACAUGCAGAAAUAGCCCCUCCAUUGGAAAAGGAUCAAGAGUGUUGGUACUUGCCCUUGUUUGGUGUUUACAAUGUCAAGAAACCGGGACAAAUCAGGGGUGUAUUUGAUUCAUCUGCGAAGUACAAUGGCGUCUCUCUGAACAGUGUCCUAAUGACUGGUCCUGACCUCACAAACAAUCUGUUGGGAAUCCUUCUCAGGUUCCGAACAGAAUCCUUUGCAGUGACGGCAGAUGUGGAGCAAAUGUUUUACUGCUUCAAGGUGAAGCCAUCUCAUCGUGACUACCUCAGAUUCUUCUGGUACAAAAAUAAUGAUCCAAGCCAAGACUUGAUUGAGUACAGAAUGACUGCUCAUGUGUUUGGGAAUUCACCCUCUCCUGCAGUCGCUACCUAUGGUCUCAGACGAUCAGUGGAAAAUGCUGACGUUGAUGUGAAACGGUUCGUGGAGAAUGACUUUUAUGUUGAUGACGGACUGCUGUCCGUCCCCACAGAGGAAAAAGCCAUCGAUCUGAUUCAGAGAACCCAGAGUGCGCUCCAACAUGGGGGUAACAUAAGACUACACAAGAUAGCCUCCAACAGUCGAACUGUGCUAGCUGCGUUUGAUGCGGAGGACCUCGCCAAGGACAUCAAGGACUUGGACUUCAACACGAACACUCCUCCGCCUCAAAGAAGCCUUGGCCUAUCCUGGGAUAUUGACAAAGACACUUUCACCUUCCAAGUCUGUGCCAAGAGGAAGCCCUUCACCAGGCGUGGGGUAUUGUCUACCAUAAACAGCCUCUACGACCCUGUGGGCUUUGCAGCACCAGUUGUCAUCAAAGGAAAACUGUUGCUUAGGGAACUAAUGUCAACAACCUCUGGUUGGGAUGACCCCCUUCCCUCUUCUUACUUAUCUCAGUGGCAGAACUGGUGUGACACCCUCAAGAAUCUUGAAAAUGUUGUCAUCCCAAGACCUUAUUCAAAAAUCUCAAUGUCUGAUUCCCUUGCCAAAGAGAUUCAUAUAUUCUCUGAUGCUUCGAAGGAAGCAAUAGGUGCUGUUGCUUACCUCAAGAUGUACGACGUCAAUGGCACCAGUACACUGAGUUUCUUGCUGGGCAAGUCCAGAGUAGCCCCACGUCAUGGACAUACCAUACCUCGGUUAGAGUUGUGUGCUGCUGUUCUAUCUGCAGAGAUGGCAGAGGUCCUACUCCAGCAGCUUGACAUUCAGGCAGAAUGCCUGCAUUUUUUCACAGACAGCCGCGUCGUAUUGGGUUAUAUAUGCAAUGAGAAACGAAGAUUCCAUGUGUAUGUCGCAAACAGGAUUGACAGAAUUCGCCAAUCUUCACAACCAAAACAGUGGAACUAUGUGCCAUCAAACAUAAAUCCAGCUGAUCAAGCAACGAGGUCUGUGACAUCAUUGUGCUACAGUGAUUGCCUUUGGUUAAGAGGACCUGAUGUCCUGAGCCAAAGUGAUACAUCUGAUAUGUGUGACUCACAACUUUUCUCGCUUGUCGACCCAGACAAUGAUAAAGAGGUUAGAGCUGAACUCAAGUCGACUAAAACCUCAGUCUCUACAGCUGUGCCGCAACAACUGGGCACUGAUCGCUUUACGAGAUUUUCUAGUUGGAAAAGACUUGUAAAGACAAUCUCACAUCUGAAACACAUCGCAAGAUCCUUCACCAAAACUAACAGUUCAUGUGUUGGUUGGCACCAGUGUAAAGACUUCAGAAAUGUAGAAGGAUUUAAGGAUGCAGAGGUCUUCAUUGUCAAAGCAGUCCAAAGGGAAGCUUACUCUGAGGAGAUCAUGUGUCUGCAAAACCAGAAGCCACUUCCAAGGAAAAGCUCAAUCUUGUCCCUCUCACCUGCUUUAGAUGAACAAGGCGUUCUUAGGGUAGGAGGAAGACUGAAGAACAGCAAACUGACAGCUUGUGAGAUUCAUCCCAUUAUCAUUCCCAAGGGAAACCAUGUUGCAAAGCUUCUUGUACACCACUACCAUGACAGGGAAUUAGCCAAUGCACAAACACUCCUGUCUAACCCCUUUGGACGGUCAUCCCGAUCAGUAGAAAAGAAACUAGACCUUCCCUCUUUCUUUAUUAUAGAUGCUAGAGCCACACCGGAAGGUCAAGGGGGUUGCCGCUGGCAAGAGCUCGGAGGACAACAAACCAGUACCUCACCGGCUACCAGGGCACGACCAAAAACAGUGGUCGAGGUGCCUGGACAUUUGAAGAACCCUGGGAAGGAGAGCCAGAGGCGGAAAAGCGUACAUGGAUAA